Nanorana parkeri is the source of this 1440-nucleotide messenger RNA. RefSeq names its product REX4 homolog, 3'-5' exonuclease (gene REXO4). Bases 50 to 1282 code for a protein of 410 amino acids. Gene Ontology annotation, molecular function: nucleic acid binding; 3'-5' exonuclease activity. The record is from RefSeq and is a predicted model, not a curated record. The transcript is spliced from 8 exons. Gene Ontology annotation, cellular component: nucleus. NCBI's taxonomy places the organism in Eukaryota, Metazoa, Chordata, Amphibia, Anura, Dicroglossidae. Gene Ontology annotation, biological process: DNA catabolic process; rRNA processing.
UCUGUAUUGUACCUCCAGACAUUUGUCUGUCACCUAUGACAGGACAGAGAUGGGGAAGAUUGUAGUGAAGAAGGACAAACCGUCUUCUGAGGGGCUGGAGAAGAACAAACUUCAACACACCAAAAAACAGAAGAAGAAGAAAUAUUGGAAAGAGCAUCCAAAAAUCGUUACCAAGCAGGUUGAGAUCAAAAAGAUUUCUCCGUUUCUUCCACCAAAGAAGGCCGAAGAGUUUUCUGCCAAUUGGAAGGCACUGCAGGCAUUACUGACAUCUGAGAAGAAGGACUCCGUUACAGAAUCAACAUCGACAAAAGCCUCAAAAAAGGAGAAAAAACUGCCAAAGUUAGAAAAACAGAAGGCUGUCCCUGUAAUUAAAGACCCAGCCUCCAGUAUCCCCACAAUCAAAAAAGGUCCAACUGCUGACCAAAAACCAAAGAGAGCUGCAGAGGAUGCUGGGACUACAGACAAGAUAAGGGAGAAGAGGAGGAAGUUACAAGCAGAAGGGGAGAAAAAACCUUCUAAAAAUCACAACAAGAAGCCGACUGAAAUGAACAUACAGGAGACGCCAAAGCUUGACCUCUGGUUUGAUGAUGUGGAUCCGGAUGAUGUAGAGGCAGCACUGGGAGCAGAAGCUGGUCAAAUUGCCCGCAAGAUGCAAGGCUUGCCGGAGAAGAAGUCUCAUACAGUAGACAUGAUCCUGGUGAAAGAUCGAGCGUUUGAGGGGCUAACCAGGACAGUUGCAAUCGACUGCGAGAUGGUGGGUGUGGGCACAGAUGGUGAAGAAAGCAUGGUUGCCCGGGUGUCCAUUGUCAAUCAGUUUGGCAAGUGCAUUUAUGAUAAGCAUGUCAAACCCACAGAACGUGUUACUGACUACAGGACAGAGGUCAGCGGCAUCCGGCCUGGUGAUAUUAAGAAUGGUGAAGAUUUUAAGGUUGUACAGAAAGAAGUGUCUGAAAUCCUCAAGGGGCGUAUCCUGGUUGGUCAUGCUCUGCAUAACGACUUAAAGAUCCUCUUCUUGGAUCACCCUAAAAAGGCCAUCAGAGACACCCAGAAGUACAAACCCUUCAGAAGAGAGGUGCAGAGUGGGCGUCCAUCUUUAAAACAGCUAUGUGAAAAGAUCCUCAGUGUCAAAGUGCAGACAGGAGAACACUCCUCGGUCCAAGAUGCACAGGCAGCCAUGAGGUUAUACACUAUGGAGAAGAAGAAUUGGGAAGCCAGCAUUAAAGGAAAAUACAACAAAACUAAAGUCGAACCCCAGAAAAGGAAACCGUCUUCCCUUGAAUAGCGCUGGCUGGACAGUUUGAUGCCUGUAGACCCAUGUGGAUAAGCUGCUAGACUGUCACCAUUUUUCUAUUCCAGUCCUGUUGUCAUUUUAGUGCACCAUUCACAACUGAUGUGCCCAAAAGUCUGCGCCAUUCCUGUGUAUUCUGGGAUGGGACUGAU